AUGUUUUAUUCUGUUCAAAUAGAUGACAUCACUGAUAUAACUCAAAAAACACAGUGUUCGAUCAUAUUAAGAUUUGUUAAUAAAAAUUCAGGAUUAGUUGAGAGAUUUCUAGGUUUCCAUAAUGUUAGUGAUGAUCAUACAGCCGAAGGAUUAUUUAACCUGAUAAGUUCUGUUUUAAAUGAGUUUGACAUAGAGAAAAACUUUAGUGUAUCUAAAAGCCCGCCCACCAAUUUAUUGUUGUAUUUAACAAUAGAAAAUGAUAGUAACAUUAAAACAAAAAAUGCCAUCAACAUAUUGAAUAAUUGCAAUUCAGAUUUAUUUCCAAAUGUUUUUAAGCUUUUGCAAAUACUGGUCACACUUCCUGUCACAUCUUGCGAAGCUGAAAUAUCAUUUUCUACACUCAAACGCAUUAAAACAUACUUAAGAAACUCAACGUCCGAAUCGAGAUUGAAUGGACUAGCUGCUCUCAAUAUUCACUAUGAUAUUGAUGUCAAGUCCGAAGAAGUAAUACAGCGUUUAUCGAAUUUAAAGCGUCGUUUAGACUUUAUUUUAUAA
Molecule: messenger RNA, 555 nt
Organism: Macrosiphum euphorbiae (potato aphid)
Lineage: Eukaryota; Metazoa; Arthropoda; Insecta; Hemiptera; Aphididae
Source: the annotation of a GenBank genome assembly